GAACACCCAGGAAACCAAAACUCGUUUCCCCUCUCUCUCUCUCUCUUUCGUUCUCUCUCUUGUUCUUCGUUUCUCAGAUUUUUCCUCCUCAUCUCCUCUGUGAUUCAAACUUGGGCUAUAAAUCUUUUAUAGAAACCCUAAUCAUAUUGUUUAAUCGGCUGAAUUUGAUUAUAAAAAGGUUGGUAUUCGUCUGCAAAUAUCAAAAUUGCUCUUUAGAAACGCAGCUCGACGGGUAUGGCUAGACCGCUGAGUAGCACGAGGGUAUUAGAAUCUUCCAGCGCCACUGCAACCACUACCAUUACUAUAGAAGAACCCUCUCCUUCAGAAUCAUCUCAGCGACCUCAACAGCAAACCCUAGUUCUUCGCCUCGCCCGGCGACCUGUGACGAAGAAGAAAAAGAAGGUUACAUGGAAGGAAGGUACCGUCGAUAAUGAAUUCCUCAAUAAGAAAAGCUCCAAAAAGUGUUGCAUCUUCCACAAGGAAAAGCCUUUCGACGACGAUGAUAGCGACGAGGACGACAACAAUGACCGAUCGAAGAAGGCAGAUGAUGCCCACCAUGCCAACGGACACGGAGGAGGUUGUUGUUCUCACGAUGAAGAGGCGAGUUCGAGCGGUGGGCAUUGAUUGUUUCGUCUCUUCAUAAUCAUCUGGCAUAGUAAGCUCAGACAUUUGUUUUUCUUAUUUAGACAUAUUUUCUGUUCUUAAAGAAAUACUUUUUGUGAGAAGAUGAUUUUGAUCAGAUUGCUUCAAUCUUGCUGUAAUGAGUUGUGAUUUCUGGAGAUGUAAUGUCCAAUCUAUGUGUUUGUUUGUGAUGUCUUUGAAUGUAAAAUGUAAAGCCGAACAUGAACACUUACAUGUGAACUUUGUCGAUUUUCCCUGCACAGUAACUAUGGUUAGGACCAUUUCUGA
This is a messenger RNA of Macadamia integrifolia, 909 nucleotides long. RefSeq names its product protein phosphatase 1 regulatory subunit INH3. The record is from RefSeq and is a predicted model, not a curated record. Gene Ontology annotation, molecular function: protein serine/threonine phosphatase inhibitor activity; protein phosphatase 1 binding. Bases 235 to 624 code for a protein of 129 amino acids. Lineage: Eukaryota; Viridiplantae; Streptophyta; Magnoliopsida; Proteales; Proteaceae. The transcript has a single exon. Gene Ontology annotation, cellular component: nucleus.